Filobasidium floriforme is the source of this 991-nucleotide messenger RNA. RefSeq lists its product as uncharacterized. The transcript is spliced from 14 exons. Bases 87 to 767 code for a protein of 226 amino acids. Lineage: Eukaryota; Fungi; Basidiomycota; Tremellomycetes; Filobasidiales; Filobasidiaceae. The record is from RefSeq and is a predicted model, not a curated record.
GUUCGAUCCAUCGAUCUACAACCCUUCCUACCUCACUUGACAACACAUUCAGCCUAACUACUAGCACUCCACACUUCCACACAAACAUGUCCGUUCCCGAAAUCGUGAUCAAGACCCGUCAGGCCGCCUCGGGCCAACCUGGCGAAACGGCCGAGGUCAGGCAGGUCACCACCACCGAGGACAUGCAUCCCGAUCCUUCCAAGAGCAUCAAGCUGCCCCCCAACAGGCAGAAACUCAUUGACGAUGUGAUUGCCCUCUACUCGAUGGAGCCUACUGUCGAGCGUGUCUCCCGAUACGCCCCCAGCUGUGUCUAUGAUGACCAGUUUGUCUACGCUAACAACCGAUACAAGAUGGCGUGCCAGUGGUUCGCUCUGCCCAAAUUGUUCGCUGCUAGCCGAAACGAAGGAUACGAGAUCAUCCACAACUCUCAAAACUUGAUCCAGUUCAAGAAUGAACAGACUUGGGAGCUCUUGGGCGUCGGCAGCCUCAAGCCUAUUACCAUCAACGCGCUCGUCAGCCUCUCGCUCGACCCGGCUACUUCGGACUCUGACUUUCCUCUCAUCACCUACCACAAGGAUCAAGCGAAUGAGAAGGACUACAGCCACGGAGGUAUCGGCUUCAUCUUGAAAAAGGGCCAGGCCGACAUCGUUCCCAAACUCUUCUUGGACAAAGAUUCUCCUGUUCACUUCUUCAAGGAGGACGAUCUUCCCGAGAAGCCUGUCGUCAAGCACGGCUCGGGUACCAACGCUCCCACCAAAGACUUCUAGGUAUCGCGCCCCGAAGCCGACCUGCCUCUGACUCGGUAGGAGCAGGUCCUCUGUCAAGUUUGCUAGAAGAAGAUUAGAUCGAUGUCAAAUGAUUGUAUCCCCUCAGACUCGAAAAACAAGUGUCUAUUUUCUGCUGAAUCGGACGACCCGCUCCUGGAUCCUGGUACCGCUCUUGUCGUUUGUAGGGCAUGGAUGACGAGAAGAGAGUCGCACAUCGACUAGAG